Molecule: messenger RNA, 2432 nt
Organism: Aspergillus ruber CBS 135680
Lineage: Eukaryota; Fungi; Ascomycota; Eurotiomycetes; Eurotiales; Aspergillaceae
Exons: 8
Coding region: 344-2143 (599 amino acids)
Molecular function (GO): cobalt ion binding; magnesium ion binding; magnesium ion transmembrane transporter activity
Source: RefSeq, a predicted model, not a curated record
CAGAAACAGAUAACCAUAGAUUAAAUCCUUGACGACGGGCCGACCCAGAAGUGCCGAUUUCGCAAUCGCUGUGACCAAUCAUGGCAAGUCAUCUGCCAACAGCGAUGCGCCCGUGUGCGACUCGGCGGCUAAAUCAGCUUUGUUGAGAGAGUUCCGGUAGGCAGUCACAAGACAAGGCUGUAUAUCGCAGAUGACUGCGGUCACUUGCGAGGUGAAUAAUAGAUCGGCAGCAGGUAUAAAUAUAUGAGGCUCUUUUCCUCUUUCUUGUAAAUAGUAAAUUAUUUCUUGUUAGCAGCAUUCAGCUGUUGUCCCUGUCUAGAUAAAGUAUCCUUUCAGUCCAAAAAUGACAGAAUCUUCAUCGUGGGCUUUCCAAAAGCCAUACGAAUAUUACUCGAGUUUUGAAAACCAACCCCACCUUUGCGACAAAUUUCGCGACAUUGAUGACGAGGCGAACUUCCGGACAUAUUUACACCUGCUCGAGGACGCGCACACGCAUAAUUUCGUGCUAGACUUUGGGAAUGAAGACGCAUGGUGCGCAGUGGAUCUGGAAAGGGACGACAUCGCGUCGCUACUUUGCAGUCCAAGACCAAGAUGUAUUGGAACACGGUGGAUUAAUAUCUGGGCGCCAGAGGAACAGAAAAAGAUGAUCAAAACGAUUAUGAGCCAUUAUGGCGUCUCAGAACGAUUGCAAGGAAUGAUGUGCACAGAGCCGGUAGUACAAAUACCGACACCGAAGCCCGAAGAACCGGUUCCUAGUUCCCCCGGUGCGAGUACUCUUCGUUCGAGACGUUCGCGACACAAAAGCUUUAAUCAGCCAAGCCAGACCCGAGUAGAUGACCUCGAGAGCGGGGUUUCGUUGGGGGAUUUGGAUACCGAGGAGAUUCACAGAGCUGCGUCGUUCAAGGGCCUCACAUUCGCGCAGGUUGCAAACCAGAUUUGGCAUUUCUGUUCUGUGGAUCAUGGUCCGAGAUAUACUUGUAUCGGAUAUAAUUCCCUCUAUGUGACUUCGAAAGUUCAGAUAAGCAAUGGGAAAGAUUUACCAGAUGGGAAGCGGUUGUGGUCAUGGCUCAUACUUUUCGACGAUGGUACCGUCGUGUCGAUACAAGAAAACCCCUAUCCCAGACCGGCAGGACCAUUACCAGAUGAAGCCAGAACCGUCCUAGGAACAGUCCGCAGAAACAUCCGAUUCAUUUUCUCUGGUGUAUCUAGUCAGCAUUCUGCCACAUCUGAAAGUGAGUCGCUGGUCACGAUUAGGGUACGGGGUCUCAACAGCAGCGCUGCGCCAGACCAGAGUAUCAAACAAGAAGACAGUCCUAGCCUGCUUUUCUACUAUAUAUUCGACGACUGGUUUUCGAGUUAUAGUCUUGUUGCGAAGCGUGAGCACAAGUAUGGAGUGACACUUGAUCAGUUGAGAGAAGAUAUGUUGACCAGACCCGCGGUCGAAUUGGUUGACGAACUACACUGGCUAGGCCGACAAUUGGCGGUUCUGAAACGGGUAUACCAAAGCUACGAACUCAUUAUGUGGCGUCUCCUACAGCGACAACGCCUGCUCCGUGAGGAAGCAAAGAAUCGACCAGCGUUCACAAUUGGUAACGCAUUUAUGGAGAGCGAGUUUGGAGACUUGCGACAGCCGAUACAGCAGAGCAACCUAAGCUUGAUCAGUAACUAUGAUACUCAAGUGGGAGUUCAGUUGAGCUCUGCAUCUGUGGCUCGAUUUGAACGAUUAUUGGAUCGGAUUAAGCUCUAUUGUCUGUCGGAAAUUGAUGCAUGUUUGGUAGAGAAGGAGUCUUUGACAUUCCUGAACUUCAACCUAAUUGCCUUGAAAGACUCCCAAGCCGUCGAGAGGUUAACAAGAGUAACCGUUCUGCUAGCCAAAGUGACAAUCCUGUUCCUGCCCGUCAGUCUAAUGACUGGAUAUUUCUCGACUGAACUUGUGGAAGUCAAAGGCGUAUACACGAUCAAUCAGUACUGGGUGAGCUUUGGGGUGAUUGUGUUCCUGUCGUUUGUCCUGCUGGUGGUGUUUGGUGUUGCUAGUGAUACAGUGGAGGGGAAGACAAUUUACGCGUCAUUGUUCCGGACGUUCUUUCGGUUUUCGAGGCAUCGGAUGUCGCGUCCUGGAAGGGAGGGCGUUGAGCGGAGCUGAUUCAUCAGGAAAUAACAAAGAAUGGUGUUGUUAUUCUUGUAUUUGUAGCUAACAGAGAAAAUCAAUAUACCCCAUGCUUUUAUCUGUGAGACUGAGUACAACAGAUAUAUGACAGAUUAAUUAGGCAUGGCUGGUGUCCCAUUCCAACUUUCUGCUAAAGAAAUUUAGCAAUGUCGAUAAGAUCCUGCGCAUUCAGCUGGAUAUCCUUUUCACGGGGUCCCGGCCUACGAUCAAGCAAAGCCCGAGAGUGAAUGUACAUCCGCGUGUUCUUAAUUAUUCGAUCCUGGCU